AACAGAUUCGGACUGAUUGUAUAAAUCAUCGAUCAUCGAUCAUCGAUCAGUCAGCGCUGUCACGGAGACAGGGAGAGACCUCUCCGGAGCUCUCCGGUACCGGGAAGUGUUCCUCGGAUGGAGGGUUCGGUUUCGGGCUUCACCGUUCAGCGCGCGCCGAGCCUCCGUUCAUCGAUCAGCUGUGAUCGGUUAUUGAUGCCGCCGCCCCGCGCGCCCCUCCUCCUCACAUCACCGGAGGAUGAGUCCGUCCGGGGCUAACAGCUAGCUGCCGUGUACCGGGCGGGUUCUCAUGUCUGUCCGUGUUCUGGCGGCGUUCAGCAGCGAGCAGCGGAGCCGUUACCGUCACGAACCGGACCGGACCUUCCAUGGCUGUCGCUGUGUGUUCCGUCGGGCUGCCCGGUUCGCCUCGCGGCGGGAUGCCGCAGCUGUUCGGUGUUAUGUAAGAAGCGGAGCCGUUAGCCGCUAACGUUAGCCUGUCGGGAUGAACGACGCGCAGCCAGAAAAGUCUCCGGACUUCGUCCUGAUGCGGCUCGUGUCCGCGGCCGAGUACGACCGGCUGGACGAACCGGACGGGUUCGGGCCCGUUAAACCCGUGCUCGGUCACCACAGCGGCGGGUUUGAUCUGGACCCCAGCGGCCCCUCGGCCGGCCUCGGCUCGGCCUCCCCGCACUACAGCUCCCCGCUCCCCGGGAAAGGUGAGCUGGACGGCGGGCUGCUGCUGGCGCAGGCCCCGCCGGGCUCCGACGCGCCGCUGUCCCCUCCGCCGCCGGAGGACUUUGCGGUAGCGGCGCAGCGGUUUGUGGACUAUCCGGUGCAGCACGGCUCGGCCGGGCACGGGUCGAGGGCUCAGCUCAUGGUGUUCCAGAACCUGCUGCGGUCCGGAGACCGGAUCCUGGAGUGCGGGCUGGAGCAGCCGCCCCCGGGGAGACAGCAGCUGGACUCUGGGUCAGGUACCGGUCCCGGCAGCACAGCUGGUCCCGUGCCUGGAGGCGGGAAGGACCGGAACUCACACCCUGCAGAGGACAACCUGCAGCCACAGAACCAGCUCCUCCAGUGGCACCCGGUCCUCAGACUGUCCAAGGACGGGUCCCAGACCGCCCAGCAGGCGGUUCCGGCUCUGGACUCUGAGUCCGGAUCGGUUCUGUGCUACCGACACCGCCUGCUGACAGACCGACUGGCUAAAUGGCCCCCGGGCCUGCUGGACCAAGCCCUGCGUCUGGGCCUUCUGGACUCCGGGGGCGAGGACCCGGUUCUGGCUCUAGCCCGGAGGCUGGGCCAGCUGGGUGAGGGGAGGGAGGGGGGAGGAGGUGGGGGCGAGGUGGUGCUGCCCGUCCCUCGGUGUUCUUGUCACGGCGUGCUGGGCUCGGGCACGGGCGGCGAGGACCCGAGCGAGACCAGCGACGCCCUGCUGGUUCUGGAGGGUCUGGGCUCGGAGGAGGUGGGGCGGCUCGGGGACGGUGAGGACAUGGGGGACGCCAAGGAAGGGGGGAGGGUGGGCGUGUGUGGGACCGGCCUGCCUGGGGGGGCGGGGCCAGUUUCUCUGCGCCACGCUGAGCGGGCGCGUGCCGUGCGGCCGCGCGCGGCAUCGGCGACCCGAACCCGCAGCCAGCAACCGAGCAACCAGUCCCGCUCGCAGCCGCAGAGCCGCGCCACCACCCCCAAACUGGGUGUGGCCUCGGGCGGAGCGGGGCGGUGCCCGUCGCCCCUCGUGGUCCUGGAGGGAGAGGCGGGAGCGGGGGAGAAGAGUGCGCGGGGGAAGUCGAGGAGAGGCGGGUCCCUGAAGGUCCGGCUCAGCAAGCUGUUCAGAACCAAGAGCUCCAGCGGCGGGUCGGGCGGGCUGCUGGACAAGAGGCCGAGCCUGGCGUCGUCCACCUCGUCCGGGGGGAGCCUGCUGGACGUGUGGGGGUCCACGUGCAGCACGGAGCAGGACAGGCUGCAGGUGUCCAGACCUCACAGUGCCUUCUCUCCGGUGCCCUUCACUCCUGCUUUCACCGGUGAGACGGUGUCUCUGGUUGACGUGGAUAUUUCUCGGAGGGGGGUGAGCUCUCUCCACCCUCCGACGCCUCCUCCCCCUCCCAGACGGAGUCUCAGUCUGCUCGAUGAUUUCGGGGGUCCUCCUCAGCAGCAGGGUCCGUUCAUGGAGCACAGUGUUGGGGCGUCCAUGCAGUCUCUGCCUCUGCGUCCUCUGGGCCUGCCUCCGUCACUCAGCACCAUCCAGCACAGCCUGAGCCUCAACGACACCUUCCUCAGAGGGUUACCGAGGCCGGUCCCUCUGCGGCCCGACGGGCAGCACCCUCCCCCACGGCUUUCCCCACGCUGCCCCCUCAGUCGACCCGAUGCCGGCAGCUUCGCCACCAGCCUCCGAGAACUGGAGAAGUGCGGGUGGUACUGGGGUCCGAUGAAUUGGGAGGACGCAGAGAUGAAGCUGAAGGGGAAACCGGAUGGCUCGUUUCUGGUUCGGGACAGUUCAGACCCGCGAUACAUCCUGAGCCUGAGCUUCAGGUCACAGGGCGUCACACACCACACACGUAUGGAGCACUACAGAGGAACCUUCAGUCUGUGGUGUCAUCCAAAGUUUGAGGAUCGUUGCCACUCAGUGGUGGAGUUCAUAGAAAGAGCCAUCAUGCACUCCAAGAACGGAAAGUUCCUCUACUUCCUGCGCUCCAGAGUCCCAGGUCUGCCUCCGACCCCGGUCCAGCUCCUGUACCCGGUCUCCAGGUUCAGCAGUGUAAAGUCUCUGCAGCAUCUCUGUCGGUUCUGCAUCAGACAGCUGGUCCGCAUAGACCACAUCCAGGAGCUGCCUCUGCCCACGCCUCUCAUCUCCUACCUGAGGAAGUUUUAUUACUACGACCCGGAGGAGGAGAUCAGCCCGCCGCUGAAGGAGCGAGGAGGACGGGAGCCCAGCAGCCGGCCAGCGGUCCAGUCCCAAACGUAGCAGCGGAGCCUCAGAGGACCCACUUCUUUUCUUUUCCUUGUUUUUCAGACACACGAUCACUGAAGGACAUUCAUACAUUCAAACUGGACUCACAGCCAAUCAGCUUUCUCUGCUCAGUCCUGUAUCUGGGCGGGUUUCAGAUGAUCCACCCUCCUCCGAGCACUCUGAUUGGCUCGUGGAGAGUCAACAGGGGAGGGGACAGGGGAUGUGGAGACUCCGCCUCUCUUAUGAUGUCAUCACUGAGCAGCUGGACUACAGGAAAUGUGACAUCACUGUUAGCAAAGACGCUAACUGCUAAAAACAAAGAAGGAGCCUCAGAGUGAGGUGAGGAACGUUCAGUCGCCUCUGGGAUCCGUUAGCUUCCAACACAUGAAGAAGACGCUGGAGGUCUUUCUCACUGCCCUCUGUCUACAGGUGGAGCUGAUGUCAUCACCUCCACCUGCUGUAGGCCGCUUCACCAACUUCCUGUUAAACACAUUGAAUGUUUUGAACCGUCCAAUAAAAACACGCAAACAAUUGGUGGGCAGGGCUAGCUGGAAACAUGCCCCGCCCACUCAGGGCUUAGCUGUCAAUCAUGACGUGAAACAUCAGAACGACCUGAACACGUUUGGGGAACAUUUAUUUAACGUUUUCUUUUAGUUUGUCUCAUCUGCUCUCCACCAGGGGGCGAUACUCGUCAAAUCAGCUCAAUGAGAGCUGUACGACGUAAACACGACGCAGGUUGAGAAAGACCUCGUCAGCGCACGCCGAGCCCAAACUUUCCCCAAACUUUCCCCAAACUUUCCCGUCCACAGGGAAGCUGCUCGGACUCAAAGACUUCCUGUCAGUUCUGGAGCUUUCGGUCGGAUCAUGAAGUCGUCCUCGGUUUGCCUCGUUGUCGUUGAGUCGUAGAUUUCUUUCUGAGCACUUUAACAAGUUUUUGUCAUGUUGACUUGAAAAGUUCAUUCUUCACCAUGGAAACGGGUCGGUCCCUUUAGUAACCGUUCUGGAGCUUUCAACCUCCAAAGUUCUUCUUUGCUCUGUUUAAGGCUGGUCCACGUUGAUGAAUGAAUGUGACCUGAUGAAGACCUCAAAGCUCUUUGAUCAGGUCCAGCUGGAUCCUGGUUGAAAGCUCCAGAAGUGAAGACUGAACCUUCAGUUUGACCUCAUGCUGGAUGUUUGUUUUUGUUUUCUACCGUAAUUUAUCAGAUCAAUAAAGUUUCUGUUUGAUUCCUCUGUUAAAGUUCUAUGACCCGACCCGACUCCACCGUUAGCAUUCAUCCACCUUCUAGCUAACGUUACAGUUUGAUUUGGUUCAGGCCUGUAAACGAUCAAACAGUAAUGUUAGCGCUGAAUGCUAACGGUGAUGAAUCACGUUUAAUCGCAGCAUCACGACAUUUUCCCACUGCAAGCCUGCAUGUCCUUCAGAGUGUAACGAGAUCCAACAUAAGUACUGACCUUAAAACACGAAGGUCAUCUGCAGCUUCACGUUACGCACAUGUUCUGGUUCAGAUCGGGUUGGGGUCAGAACUGUAGCUGUGAAUCUGAACCAGCACAAACUGAAGGAAGCAGCUGUGUUUGUUUAAGGAGUGGAGAGGUUAACGUGAAGCUGACGUCACGUUGACGUGAAGCUGACGUCACGUUGACGUGGAGCUGACGUCACGUUGACGUGGAGCUGACGUCACGUUAACGUGAUCUCGUCUUUUUAUUUCUGAUUGUUCUUAAACUGUAACAGGAAGUUGAAACUUGACAUCGGAUCUCAGAGGCGACAAAAAGACCAAAAACUGGAAACAGUCGAAACGAGUCGAAGCGUGACGACUGCUGAACUACAACGUUUGACUGGAGCGAGCCGGCGUUUGGACGGACCGGUUACUGAUGCUGGUUCUGACCCGGCAGACACUGGGAACACUGGGAACACUUCCAUGAUGUCAAACAGUGACGGGUUUGAUGAAACAUGUGGAACAUUGUUUUUGGUGCGACGCCGUCAUUUUUGUGAGGUCACCUGUUAAUAAAACAGAGUGGGCGGGGCUAAUGUCUGUCUGCAGGUGGAGCUCUU
Messenger RNA from Larimichthys crocea (large yellow croaker), 4970 nucleotides. Its product is annotated as suppressor of cytokine signaling 7. Gene Ontology annotation, biological process: phosphatidylinositol phosphate biosynthetic process; intracellular signal transduction. NCBI's taxonomy places the organism in Eukaryota, Metazoa, Chordata, Actinopteri, Sciaenidae. Gene Ontology annotation, molecular function: 1-phosphatidylinositol-3-kinase regulator activity. The record is from RefSeq and is a predicted model, not a curated record. Gene Ontology annotation, cellular component: phosphatidylinositol 3-kinase complex. The coding region runs from base 482 to 2935 and encodes 817 amino acids. The transcript has 11 exons.